UUGAACGCACCCUUCUCUGGUACAACCACUGGUAUAGCUGGGUACUUAUAGAUACCUCGCAGAAAAUCCAUCCAGAAAAUAGUGGCCGUAACUUGACACGUAGGACAACGUGUCUUCAAACCUCGACUUUUAAGCGGCGAACACGGCGGAAUCCCCUGGCCGAGAGCGUUUACAGUUUCGUUCCGCCGCUGCAUUAUGUCAAAACUACUGGGCAGCACAGGUGUGUCGCUGCUGGGGGACAAGACGCUGGACUUUUACCGGAACCCAGUGAGCUUCUGCCAGCAUAUGAUGGAGAAAUACGGCAGCAGAGUUUUUCAGAGCCGCCUAAUGAACAGACCUACCACCUUCGUGUGCUCGGCUCAAGGCAUGAGAGAGCUGCUGUGCGAGAAGUCCAAUGUGUUUCUGAAGGAUCCAACUGAUUUGAUGACCAAUAUGUACGGUGACACCCUUGUUACCACUAACGGUGAGGAGGCGUGUCUUCUCCGUCUGUCUCUCACCACACUGUUUACAGGAAAUUCUUUAGAAUCGUCACGUGAUUACAUCAACAGUGUAUGCAAGUGCUGUCUGAAGGAUCUCGCCCUCAGCGGGCAGCCACAGUUUGUGUACACUGUGUUUAAGCAUCUGGCGACAGAGUUGGUUUUAGGACUUUUCUUGAACGUCCGUCCAAGCGAGCAUCCAGAACUUUUCCAGAAAAUCACAGAGCUCUGCACUCAGCACUGGCACGGUUUGAUCUCUGCUCCAGUCAAUGUAAAGGUUCCUCUUUGGUCAUCUGGAUUUUCCAUAGCUUUGGAAGCCAGAGAGCAGCUGAUGGAAAUCAUCAAAGACAAACUGAAGAACGAAACGGACGGUUUUGUGGGCUCCCUGAAGUCACUACCACUGCCCAGCUCCAACUGUGCUUCCCAGCAUCUCCUGCUGUUCAUCUCUGCCCUCAUUCCCAAAGGUCUGGCGUCACUGCUCACCUCGUUCACUUUGGCUCUCAGUGGGAAAGAACAGGAGGAAACUCGGCGGCGAGCACUUAUGGAUGCUAAUUAUCUGGAAGAAGUCCUGCUAGAGGUCCAGAGGCUCUGGCCUCCUUGCAUUGGUGGACGCAGGAUAGCGGAAAAGGACACAACCCUUGCAGGUUUUCAUGUCCCAAAGGGUUAUGCUGCAGUCUAUAUCAAUCAUUCCGUCCAUCGGGACCCAGAGGUGUUUGAGCAGCCUGAAAGUUUCCUGCCAGAGAGAUGGAGCGGAAGGAAUGCAGACCACAAGCACAUCAUCUGUUCCUUUGGCAGUGGACCUAGAAACUGCAUUGGUAUCAAACUUAUGGACGUCUUCUUUAAGGAGGCGUGCACUUACCUCUUAAAGCACUAUGACUGGUGUCUGGAUCCGCCAUCACAAAACCUGGACUACAAAUGGCUGCCUAUAUCUCGGCCUGCCAACCCCCCAACCAUCUCCUUCACUAGACCGGACCCAACUCGAACCGACGGGACCAACAGCUCAUAGGAAAAACACAAAAACAUUUGGCACUAAAAACUAAACACAAUAAGGGGAGCCCAAAUAUCUUCCCCUGCUGCUCAUAGUGCACAAAAGCAUCAUGUGAAAACUGCUUGAAAGAUGUGUACUAAAAAAUGAAUACAUUGAUGUUGGUACUUAGCACAAAAUUAAGACUAGUUGCCUUAUAUAAAUAAUCACCAUACUGUAGCCGCCAUGCAACACAACUCCUUCAUAUGUUUUUCACUCGGCAGUAGUUAAAGCACACACACACAUAUGUACACAAAGGUAAACCCUCAAAUUCCAUCAGUGACUUCAAACCUGCCCCCACCCACUCACGCUUCACCACCUAGCAACCAGCUCUGCUUAGCAACAGUUUGUCAUAUUGACUUACUUCCUUUUUAGUAUGCUCACACAUACACUCGCAGACACACACACACACACACACACACACAUAGACUAACUUGGUUAUUUUUGAAAGGGUGCGCUUGGCAACGAACAUGUCUUUUGAAUGUGUCUUGUGAAGCACAUGUAAAAGAUGCCAGAAGGUGCUUCGGAGCUACUUUUAAAAUAACCUGGAAAAAAAGCUGAGGUUUAUUUUCAUCUUAUGAAUCAUCUAGCAACAAGAACAACUCAUAUUCAAUGUCAAAUACCUACAAUUAACCAAUAAUUAGUUAAAAAUGAAGAAUCAACAAUUAUUGUUAUAGAUAGAUAAAGAAUGACUUUAAUGGGGUCAUGUUACAUGUUGGCACAGUUUGAUACAAUCAUAAGAUGUGUAGAAAAAUUUUAAUGUGUGUAUGUUUUUAUGAGUUUGACUUUAAAAGAUACAUUUUACAGGUCAUUGUUUUUGUUUCCUCUUAAUUUUUCAGUUUUAAUAAUUUUUGAAAUAUCAGUUACUCAAGCUGUCAUUUGGGUUGCUGAAAUACAUAUUGUUUUCUUAUUUUACUGUAUAAGACUAUUUGCUAAAAACUAGGGCUGUCAAAAUUAAUGGAUUAAUGUAAAUAAUACCUCAUUAUUAUUGAUCUGAUUUCACAAUGUAAGUGACAGGCUGCAAAAGCCAACAAGUCAGUAUGAACAAACUUGAUGUGAAAUUGGACUAUACAAAAAACCUGACGGAAAAGUCGACCAACUUUUUGCACACCCUUUAUUUUUCACCACAACACGUCCAUCUUGAAAUAGCACAUUAAUGACACAAAAGGAGCAACACGUCCAUAUUAAUGUGGCUAAGGCCUUGGUCACACUGCAGCUUCAUUCCGACUUUUUUACCCGUAUCAGAUUUUUUCAUGUCAAUGUGAACAGUGCAAUUCCAAUUUUUUCUAAUCUGACCCAGGCCUCUUUCGUAUGUGGAUAUAAAGCGGGGUGUAUAAUGUAUGCAAUGUGACUGCAGUGUGAACGCUGUGGUCACAUUUAUUCAACCAUUGUAUUAUCAUAAGCAAUACACAUCGUAAUUCUUUGCCAAAAUAGACGGUUGCAAAAUAUGCACCACAAAUGAAACCUUCUAAAAUUGAAACCAUAUUUACCACCAUGAAGACUAAAAUGAGAAAUCAGAAUAGGACAUCCUGCCCUGCAUUGUGAAAGUAGCGUUGGAAGCCUUUAGAAAAACCAACAUGUUUUUAUGUGCAUAUAUAGGUCCCUUCUUACGAGUAAUGAAUAAAUAUUGAAUUGUGGUUAAUCGAUAUUGAUCAACAGCAAUCUUGGGAUUAAUCUGAUUUAAAAGGCUUGAUAGCCCUAUUGAAGGAGAAAAGGUUAUAAUGAACUAGUUAAGAACACAAGAGUGCCGUUAUGACUGAAAAAGAAAUCAUUAAAAGUGAUAAUAAAUAUUUCAUAGAAUCAACAAAGCAUUUGUUUACAAUGUCUGCCUUAUUUGUGUACUCAUAAAUUAGGUCGGUUUGAGAAUUUGUUCAUAAAGACAUGCUGUACCUACUUUAGUUGACAAACAGAAUCAUGCUGCAGACAUGAACAAUUCUCACACACACGCACACAGCGGCAAGUGUUAGCACACGAACAUGAAACUGCAUGUGGCAUAAAAUGAGGUUGUGAAAAGCAGGAUGACUCACUGGCCUCUUUGCUCUUCAUCCACCUGCUAUAUUUCACACUAACAACAAUUGACAAGGACGUGUGCCUCUUUCUUCAUUUUUUUGGUUUUUCAUGUAUUUUCCCCAUCACACUUCAAAAGAGCACAAUAUUGGCGUGACAAAAUCGGAAUAAUAAUCUUAAAGUUAAAGUACCAAUGAUUGUCACACACACACUAGGUGUGGUGAAAUUUGUCCUCUGCAUUUGACCCAUCUCCUUGUUCACACCCUGGGAAGUGAGGGGAGCAGUGGGCAGCAGCGGUGCCACGCCUGGGAAUCAUUUAUGGUGAUUUAACCCCCAAUUCCACCCCUUGAUGCUGAGUGCCAAGCAGGGAGGCAAUGGGUCCCAUUUUUUUUAUAGUCUUUGGUAUGACUCGGCCGGGGUUUGAACUCACAACCUACCGAUCUCAGGGCGAACACUCUAACCACAAGGCCACUGAGUAGGUGUCUUAUGAAAUAAAAGUGCAUUCCCACUGAUUGUCUACUAUUAGAUUCAGAGUAAUGUUAGCAAUGCAGAAGAAAGUGUUAUGCAGCGUUCCCUAAAGGGUGUUUAAAAUAUUUUUUUUUCGAUUUUCAGAGUGUGCUUGAAUUUAAGAUGAACCUAUUAUUGUUGUAAAUGAUUAUUUCACUGUAGAUAUCUGACUGAAUAAAACAUACUGUGCAUGCA
Molecule: messenger RNA, 4209 nt
Organism: Nerophis ophidion (straightnose pipefish)
Lineage: Eukaryota; Metazoa; Chordata; Actinopteri; Syngnathiformes; Syngnathidae
Product: putative cytochrome P450 120
Exons: 12
Coding region: 196-1482 (428 amino acids)
Biological process (GO): sterol metabolic process
Molecular function (GO): oxidoreductase activity, acting on paired donors, with incorporation or reduction of molecular oxygen; iron ion binding; monooxygenase activity
Source: RefSeq, a predicted model, not a curated record